This is a messenger RNA of Solea senegalensis (Senegalese sole), 941 nucleotides long. Its product is annotated as microtubule-associated serine/threonine-protein kinase 3-like. Lineage: Eukaryota; Metazoa; Chordata; Actinopteri; Pleuronectiformes; Soleidae. Gene Ontology annotation, molecular function: magnesium ion binding; ATP binding; protein serine/threonine kinase activity. The transcript has 5 exons. The record is from RefSeq and is a predicted model, not a curated record. The annotation marks the transcript as partial. Gene Ontology annotation, biological process: protein phosphorylation.
UUUUUUUCCUUUUCUGCUUAUAAGGUUUUAAGCUACUGCUCAAAUUUUACAAUCUUUGAUAAUCUGCCACUCCUCACAAUAGUUAUCUAUCCACUAAAUAGACAUUUUUUAUUGUGAUAAUGUUGUUGCCUUUGUGUAAAUCAACAUUAAUCAAUACAACUAAUCCUUUAUUUUUACUCAGUGACGAAUUAAAGACAGUUAAGCAACUACUGCAUCCUCAAAUUACUUUAAGUCAGUAGCCGCCCCUUGUAUCCACACAGAUGAAAAUUGGCAAGGAAGGCAACAAUGUCAGUAUUAAUCUUUCAGCUGAAUGCCACGAGUCACAAGGUCACCAGAUUCCUAAAACUCACUAAAACACUUUUGCUUUUCUCUUUCUCUGUUGCUGUCGUGAUGUCAGUCACUUGGCUCGUGCUGACAGAGCUGAGGGCAGGAGGUGGUCUCUGGCUUCCCUCCCCUCGUCUGGCUAUGGAACCAAUCCACCGAGCUCCACUGUUUCGUCUUCCUCGUCCUCGCAGGAGCGCCUCCACCAGCUUCCAUACCAGCCAACACAAGACGAGCUGCACUUCCUUUUCAAGCACUUCCGCAGCACAGACAGCAUGACCGACGAGGAUGGAAGGCCCUCGACUGUCAUACGACCCCGGUCUCGGAGCCUCAGCCCUGGGCGAUCCACAAUUUCUUUUGAUAAUGAGAUCGUCAUGAUGAACCAUGUUUACAAAGAACGUUUUCCAAAGGCCACAGCUCAGAUGGAGGAGCGCUUGUUGGAGAUUGUCACCCACUACUCUCCAGACAGCUCUCUCCCACUGGCUGACGGGGUGCUGGGCUUCAUCCAGCACCAGUUGGUCGAACUGGUCAGAGACUGCCUGGAUAAGUCCCAUAAAGGCCUGGUUACCUCACGCUACUUUGCUGAGCUGCAGGAGAAGCUGGAAAAGCUGCUACAUGAG